Messenger RNA from Gadus chalcogrammus (walleye pollock), 1551 nucleotides. RefSeq names its product translocase of inner mitochondrial membrane 50 homolog (S. cerevisiae) (gene timm50). Bases 70 to 1206 code for a protein of 378 amino acids. The transcript has 11 exons. The record is from RefSeq and is a predicted model, not a curated record. Gene Ontology annotation, molecular function: phosphoprotein phosphatase activity. NCBI's taxonomy places the organism in Eukaryota, Metazoa, Chordata, Actinopteri, Gadiformes, Gadidae.
CCAGCCAAUCAGCUUCAUUCGACCUUAUCAUCGUAACACUCGCCGGCGCGCGUCUCCUCCCAGUGCAAGAUGUCGACACCGGCGUUGCUCCCCAUGUGUCUCCGGUACCUGAGCCGCCCCGGGGCUCUGAGCACCGGGCUGAGCAACGGGUUAAGGAGCGGGCUGAGGGCCGGGUCGGUCGGGGUCCGGGCGCAGUGCACGAAAGAGAGCGGAGGAACCGUCGGGCUGGCGCAAGGCGUCCUCCAACAGAUCGCUCAGCAGGAGGAACAGCAGCAGAAGGAGAAGGAGGAGCAGCAGAAGAAGGAGGAGAAACAGAAGGAGAACACAGCCUACGCUAAGAAGAUGCUGGUCCGCCUGGCCGGCCUGAUGGGGAUGGGCGGAGCAGUGGGCAUGGUCUAUGUCUUCGGUAGCAAUUCCGAGGACGAGCAAGGAAAUAAGAUUAGAGACGAGUUUGAUAAUGAUGCUCCAGUCGUACAACAGUUGCGGAGAACCUUCAAGUACUUCAAAGACUACCGCCAGAUGAUCAUGGAGCCCACCAGCCCGCGGCUGCUCCCGGAGCCCCUGAAGGAGCCGUACUACCAGCCCCCCUACACCCUGGUGCUGGAGCUCACCGACGUACUGCUGCACCCCGAGUGGUCGCUGGCUACAGGCUGGAGGUUUAAGAAGCGUCCAGGUAUAGACUACCUGUUCCAGCAGCUGACUCCGCUGUACGAGAUCGUCAUCUUCACGGCAGAGACUGGCAUGACUGCCUAUCCCCUAAUUGACAGCAUCGACCCCCAGGGCUUCGUCAUGUACCGACUCUUCAGAGACGCAACACGCUACAUGGAUGGACACCACGUCAAGGACGUGUCGUGUCUGAACCGGGACACCAGUAAGGUGAUCCUGGUGGACUGUAAGCGGGAGUCGUUCAGCCUGCAGCCCUUCAACGGCCUGGCGCUGCAGAAGUGGGACGGCAACUCGGAGGACCGGACGUUGUACGACCUAGCCAACUUCCUCAAGACCGUGGCCCUCAGCGGGGUGGAGGACGUGCGCUCGGUGCUGGAGAACUACGCCCUAGAGGACGACCCCAUCGCCGCCUUCAAGAGACGCCAGGCCCAGCUGGCCCAGGAGGAGGAGCAGCGCCUGGCGGAGGUGGCGCAGCAGACCAAGCAGGGCUUCUCUCUGGGCUCCAUGGCCUCGCGACUCUGGCGCUCCAAGCAGCAGUGAGCCCCGCCCACAUCCUCAUCCACCAAUAGCAGCCCGGCCCUCACCUCCACCGGCCAAUAGGGGACGGGUGGCGAGGGGGAUGAGCGCCACCGUCCACGCCGGGGUGGGCCGUGCUGCCGGGACAUUGGUUCACCUCAGCACCGAUGGGCGGGGCUCUUCUGGUUCCUGGCUGCUCAUUGGUCAGUUUUUAGUUUGACUCCAGGAGCCGGGGUUCAGAGCUGCGUUGGUCUCCGGGAGCGAGACGCGACCAGAGCCCGUCGCCGCUCCCACUCUGGUCCGGCUCCCCGGCCCUCAGACUCUGACCCUGCACCUUGGGGGCCCCCCCUGGGGCCCUCCCCCCUGGAG